AUGAAAAUGUCUCCUCAGGAAAACCAACCAACGAACACGACCAACAAUAACAGCACUGAUAGUAAUCAGUUAUCCAUGGACGAACAUGUGAUGCGUUCAAUGGAUUGGGACUCCAUCAUGAAGGAAUUGGAGCUCGAUGAUGAUUCUGCUCCUACUCCCUUGAAAACCGGUUUUACGACCUCCGAUUCCGCAAUCGGGCCACUCUACGCCGUCGAUUCCAAUCUCCCUGGCUUCCCCGAUCAGAUUCAACCGUCGGAUUUCGAGCCAUCCGAUGUUUACCCGGGUCAAAACCAGACUCCCGGGUACGGGUUCAGUUCUCUCGAUGGCGUCGACAAUGGAGGAUUCGAUUUCAUUGAGGAUCUCAUCCGAGUCGUGGAUUGUGUCGAGUCGGACGAGUUACAACUCGGUCACGUGAUUUUGUCACGGCUCAAUCAACGCCUGAGAUCUCCGGCGGGUAGACCGUUACAGCGAGCAGCGUUUUACUUCAAGGAAGCCCUCGGUUCGCUUUUAACCGGAUCAAACCGGAAUCCGUCCCGGUUAUCUUCAUGGUCCGAGAUUGUUCAGAAGAUCCGAGCGAUUAAGGAGUACUCCGGGAUUUCUCCGAUCCCUCUCUUUUCUCAUUUCACGGCGAACCAGGCCAUCCUCGAUUCCCUGAGCUCGCAGUCGUCCUCUCCGUUCGUCCACGUGGUGGAUUUCGAGAUUGGAUUCGGUGGUCAAUACGCAUCGCUCAUGAGGGAAAUCGCAGAGAAAUCUGCCGGCGGCGGGUUUCUGAGAGUUACGGCGGUUGUAGCGGAGGAGUGCGCCGUCGAGACGAGGCUAGUGAAAGAAAACCUAACUCAAUUCGCGGCGGAGAUGAAAAUUCGUUUCCAGAUUGACUUCGUCCUGAUGAAGACUUUCGAGAUGUUGUCUUUCAAGGCGAUUAGGUUCGUUGAUGGAGAGAGAACUGUCAUCCUGAUAUCCCCGGUGAUAUUCCGUCGCCUGAGUGGAAUCGCCGAUUUUGUGAACAAUUUACGGAGAGUAUCACCCAAGGUUGUCGUAUUCGUCGAUAGCGAAGGAUGGACGGAGAUCGCCGGAUCUGGAUCGUUCCGGCGGGAGUUUAUUAGCGCUCUUGAGUUCUACACGAUGGUGUUGGAGUCGCUCGACGCCGCCGCUCCUCCUGGAGAUCUGGUGAAAAAGAUUGUGGAGACGUUCGUUCUACGACCAAAAGUCGUCGCGGCGGUGGAAUCGGCGGCAGAUAGGAGAAACGUCAGCGAGAUGACUUGGCGGGAAGCGUUUUGCGCCGCCGGGAUGAGGCCGAUCCAGCUAAGCCAGUUCGCCGACUUUCAAGCUGAGUGUUUACUGGAAAAGGCACAGGUUAGAGGAUUCCACGUGGCAAAACGACAGGGAGAAUUAGUGCUGUGCUGGCACGGAAGAGCACUUGUUGCCACGUCAGCUUGGCGGUUUUAG
This is a messenger RNA of Thlaspi arvense, 1446 nucleotides long. The record is from the annotation of a GenBank genome assembly. Lineage: Eukaryota; Viridiplantae; Streptophyta; Magnoliopsida; Brassicales; Brassicaceae.